AUGGAAGUAUUCAAUGAAUACACUCUGUACCAUGGGUGGAUGAAGCUUUAUCUGGAGUAUCAAAGAUGGAAUUGUAUGCUAAGGCUUAGUGCCAGUAUAGAGCUUGAAGUCUUUAUGGAUGUGCCGAUCUUUAUCCGUACAUAUUACCGACCUGCGAACAUGGAUGAUUCGUUCAGGUACGGGAUAAUAUUUAGGAUGUACGAUUUGGCUGUCCAGUUACAGUGGGGCAAUGUCAUGAAAUUGCUACCAGUAACUAAGACUCAAGUGGAGACAAAAAAAAAAGCACUCAAUUUGAAUGUAAGUAAAACACGGGAUGGAAGAGGAGGCCUGAACCAACAGGGAUGA
Molecule: messenger RNA, 345 nt
Organism: Brassica napus (rape)
Lineage: Eukaryota; Viridiplantae; Streptophyta; Magnoliopsida; Brassicales; Brassicaceae
Source: the annotation of a RefSeq genome assembly